Molecule: messenger RNA, 2719 nt
Organism: Paralichthys olivaceus (Japanese flounder)
Lineage: Eukaryota; Metazoa; Chordata; Actinopteri; Pleuronectiformes; Paralichthyidae
Gene: fam151b
Product: family with sequence similarity 151 member B
Source: RefSeq, a predicted model, not a curated record
ACACCAGCGUACUGGAUCUUUUAUUUUGAAAGCGCCGGACCGGAGGUGCAGUCAGUGUUUCUCUGCAGGUUUGACAGCGUGAGCUCGUGUCUCGUUGUGGAGGGAGGAUGUGCGACGGGACUCUGGACUACUUGUUAAGUCGGAGGCAGAUAAGGCGGAGGGACGGUGCUGAGGUGAGAUGGUGUCACGCAGUCAACAGCAGGAGCAGGCUGCACGAGGCGGUGACAGGUCCCACUCAUAUGAUUGAGGCAGACAUAAUCAUGAGAGGUCAUGACCCCAAAGAGCCAAUCAUGGCACACCCCCCUGACACAGACAGCGACAUCACACUGAAGGAGUGGCUGGAAGGAGUGAAAGAGCACAACAUGGGAAUAAAACUCGACUUUAAGAGCCUGGAGGCAGUGUCUCCAUCUGUGGCUCUGCUGGAGGAAAUGCUGCCUGACCUGAACCGUCCUGUGUGGAUCAACGCAGAUAUUGUCUCUGGUCCUGGUGGACAGGCCACACCUCUGGACCCUCACGCUUUUCUUUCUGCCGUGACAACUCUCCCCACUCACGCUGUGCUCUCCCUUGGCUGGACGACAGGAUGGACUGCUGGUACAGACAACCCAGGUUACAGCUGGGAUAUGGUGCAUGUGAUGGAGGAGAUAUGUAGAACCCUGAAACAUCCAGUCACCUUCCCAGUACGUGCAGCUCUCCUGGCCCAGUCGUUCUCCCAGCUCACAUGGCUGCUGCAGCAGUCAGACAGGUACAGUCUAACUGUGUGGACCAGCCAGAGUGACACAUUUACCCCACAGGACUUACUGCCCUACAGAAAACAGGUUGACAUCAGUAGGAUCUACUAUGACCUGCCUGACUGUCAAAGGACAGAGCUCAGUCUGACAGGAGGAGAAAAUCCCUUUGAAUAACUACACUGCAAACCAAGUAGUUUUCUGAACUCUGACUGACGACUGAUGCCCCCAGGUGGAGAGAGAGGACUGUGAAACUUAGCUCUGUCUAACCAGGGGGGGCAGAAGAGGGGCCAUCUUUGAGUGAAUGAUAAAUGGUUUGUAUACAUAUAGAGCUUUUCUAGUCUUGGUGACCACUCAAAGUGAUUUACAGCACAGGUUGCCAUUCACUCUUGCACACAGACAGUAGAGGGGGCAAUUCAGGGUUCAGCAUCUUGCCCAAGGACACAUCGGCAUGCUGAUGGGGAAGACUGGGGAUCGAACUGCUGAACGCUCUACCCCGCAGCCACAGCCGCCCAGCAGGGUAGUGUAGAGUAGUGUGUUUACAAACAGCCACUGACAAAUCCUGCAAACUGUACUUACGAGUUACAUUCUAGUGUCCAUAUCAUCAGACUCACUCAGAGGAUCUUAACAUGAGGAAGUAAAGUGAAGUAUAUUUGUGAAGUUUAUUUAUGAAGUCUCUGUUUCAAAGUCUGUUUCCCCCCUGACCACACACAGCAUUGUUGAUUGUAGUGAUGACUGUGGUCAGACUUGUGCUCGGUUGACAGGGUCAUGGGGUACACCUGUACAUCAUUGUAGUCAGGUGACAAGUUUAACCACUGGAGUCGUCAGGGGCUAUUUAGGAUCCAGUUUCUUGCCUAAGGACAUAUCAGCAUGUGGAAUGGAGAAGGCAUAGAUCGAACCGCUGAUCUUCUGGUUAGUGGACAACCCGCUCUACUUCCUGAGCCAGAGCUAAUUUAUUGCUUUGAUACUUGGUAGUUCAAUGUACUAUAUGAAAAUGCAUCUAUUUAACAUUGAUAUCAAGUUGAUUUUCAGAUGUAAACUCUUUAUAUGCAAACUGAAGCUGUAAAAUAGAAGUGAUUGAUUAAAAAUGUUUCUCAGUUAGAAAUUGCAGUAGAAGUAUAAAGUAGUGUACAGUGUUAAAGUUCUCAAGUAAAAGCACAGUUACAUUCCACCGCUAUUUUAUUAUGACUAUUUAUUUAAUAAAUAAAUUGGGCAGCUGUGGCUCAGGGGGGAGAGUGGUCGUCCUCUUAACAGAAUUUGGUAUUUUGAUCCCAGUCUUCCUCACUCCGCAUGCUGAAGUGUCCCAAGAUACUGAACCCCAAAAUGUUCCCUUCUCAUAGAGAAAGUACUGCACAAAGAUGCAGACUAUGAAUGUGUGUGUGUGAAUGUCUGAAAGGCAAAAAACUAAUUUAAAAGAAUUGUGAGUGGUCAUGAAGGCUAUAAAGGCUGUAAAUAAAUAUACAGACCAUUUUUCCAGUUCAAACUAUGGCUAAGUGAUCAAGUACAACGGACAAUAUGAAUAGGAAUAUUUUUUAAAUGUAGUGAUGUUAGAAAAGAUGCUGAUUUUUAUUUUAGACUUAACCUGAGCCCUAUAAACAAUGAAGUAAGUAAAUAAGUCCACAAAAUAUUUUUAUUGUGUCACAUCUGGUGAAUUCAGACUUUAGGAAUGCACACAGAAUUUGAGUAGCUCAGAUAAGCCACUCACUAACACAGUAAAGUGAGCAAUGUCAAUGGUAUUUGUGUCAGAGAGCUGGAGGUAAAUAUUAGUUUGAAUGAUCAGUGGUGAGCAGAGAUUCGACAGAUGAUCUGGUAUCAAACUGUGAGGUUGAAGAUAUCAGCAGAUGUUAACAGCAUUGUGUUUACAGUGUAUGGAUGUGAGAUCGAUCCUGGUUGUUAGGUCUCAUUAUCACUGGCUGCACAGUUCUGCACUGAGAGCUCCCUGCUGAUCACUGCUUUUAUUCUCUGCAAAUAAAACGCUGAGGAAAAAUUCCAAA